GGGGGCAGCCAGUACUCGGGCAGCCUGGAGAGCUCCAUUCCCGUGGAUGUGGCUCGACAGCGGGAGCUUAAGUGGCUGGAGAUGUUCAGUAACUGGGAUAAGUGGCUGUCACGGCGUUUCCAGAAGGUGAAGCUGCGUUGCCGGAAGGGGAUUCCCUCCUCCCUCCGAGCCAAGGCCUGGCAGUACCUGUCUAACAGCAAAGAACUAUUGGAGCAGAACUCGGGCAAGUUUGAGGAACUGGAACGGGCUCCUGGGGACCCCAAGUGGCUGGAUGUGAUUGAGAAAGACCUGCACCGGCAGUUCCCCUUCCACGAGAUGUUUGCUGCUCGAGGGGGACAUGGGCAGCAGGACCUGUACCGGAUCCUGAAGGCCUACACCAUCUACCGGCCUGAUGAAGGCUACUGCCAGGCUCAGGCCCCAGUGGCUGCGGUGCUGCUCAUGCACAUGCCUGCUGAGCAAGCCUUUUGGUGCCUGGUGCAAAUCUGCGACAAGUACCUCCCAGGUUACUACAGUGCCGGGCUGGAAGCCAUUCAGCUGGAUGGAGAGAUCUUCUUUGCACUCCUGCGCCGGGCCUCCCCACUGGCACAUCGGCACCUGCGGCGGCAGCGCAUCGACCCUGUGCUGUACAUGACAGAGUGGUUCAUGUGCAUCUUUGCCCGCACCCUGCCCUGGGCUUCAGUGCUGCGUGUCUGGGACAUGUUUUUCUGUGAAGGUGUAAAGAUCAUUUUCCGGGUGGCCCUGGUGUUGCUGCGACACACGCUGGGCUCGGUGGAGAAGCUGCGCGCCUGCCAAGGCAUGUAUGAGACCAUGGAGCAGCUGCGCAACCUGCCCCAACAGUGCAUGCAGGAGGACUUCCUGGUGCAUGAGGUGACCAAUCUCCCCGUGACAGAAGCACUGAUUGAGCGGGAAAAUGCAGCCCAGCUCAAGAAGUGGCGCGAAACCCGAGGGGAGCUACAAUAUCGACCCUCACGGAGACUGCAUGGCUCCCGGGCCAUCCAUGAGGAGCGCCGACGGCAGCAGCCACCCCUGGGCCCCUCCUCCAGCCUCCUCAGCCUUCCUGGCCUCAAAAGCAGAGGCUCCCGGGCAGCUGGAGGGGCCCCAUCCCCACCCCCUCCAGCCCGCAGGGCCAGUGCAGGGCCUAUCCCAGGGCCUGUGGUCACUGCUGAGGGACUGCACCCAUCCCUGCCCUCACCCACUGGCAAUAGCACCCCCUUGGGAGCCAGCAAGGAGACCCGGAAGCAGGAGAAGGAGCGGCAGAAACAAGAAAAAGAACGGGAGAAGGAACGGCAGAAACAGGAGAAAGAGCGGGAGCGCCAGGAGAAGGAGCGGCAGAAGUGGGAAAAGGAGCAGGAGAAGGAGCGGCAGAAGCAGGAGAAGGAGCGGCAGAAGCAGGAGAAGAAGGCCCAUGGCCGGAAGCUCUCAAUACGUCAAAAGGCAGAUGGGCCCCCAGCCCCCAAUGAUGGUGGUGACAAGUCCUCUGCAGCUGAGGCCCGGCAGGAUGCUUACUUCUGACCUUUGCCCUUGGGCUAACCUGCGUGGUCCCUUCUUUAUCCCUCAGCCAAGAGCAGGCCUGGCCAAGGGUGCUGCCCCCUGCCCCUCUGCAGACUGUCCCUCUUUCUGAGGAAAGUGGCCUGAGUCCCCAUCUCCUUGCCAGCUGCUGAUCCCCACACAGCCAGGACAGCCACAGUACAUGGGACAGCUGCAUUUCCCUGUGGCAGCCGGCAGCAAGCCUGGAGCCUCUCAUCUUCAGUUGGGCCCACCUGGGGUCUCUGUCACACCUGCCUCAGUUUUCUCUGGGGUCCCCUCCCAGGUGCUGUCCUGACUGGCCUCUUGUCACAGGGGUGACUCUUGGUGAUGGGGGUCAGCAGUUUGCAGAUUCUUACGCUCCAGUGGCUCCCAUUACCCAUAAGGUGGAGCUGGUUCCUUUUUCCCUUCUUCAGCCCUGCCUGUCCCCCCUCCCCCAAUUCCUGGCUGGGGGCCAAAGCUCAUUCUACUCUGGACAUCUGUUAUAAUGUACAGAGGACCCAGUCGGCAUGGGGUGGGGGUGCUCAUGCUGUCUUCUGUCCUUUGGUUCUAUAUGUCCACAAUGCUCUUGUACUCUGGUUUAUUUAAGGGGACAUGCACUGGAAUAGGAAAUGUCCCCCAUUUCCCCGCCCACUGCCCUUCUGCUUUCUCUCUUGCUCACCCACGUUGCUCUGUAUUCUCAGGCAUCCCCUGCUUUGUCUCACCAGGACCCUCAUCUUGCCCCUUGUUUCCUUCCAGCCCCUUUCUGAGUAAGGGGUCUUCCAUUGAGCUCCAGGGGGUGGAACCCAAUGUUUACAUUCUUUUCUGUCUCUGCCCCCACCCUGUGCGGCGCUUGAGGAACCGGAAAAGAACCUGCUGUUGUACCUGG
Molecule: messenger RNA, 2392 nt
Organism: Tupaia belangeri chinensis (Chinese tree shrew)
Lineage: Eukaryota; Metazoa; Chordata; Mammalia; Scandentia; Tupaiidae
Gene: TBC1D10B
Product: TBC1 domain family member 10B
Exons: 9
Biological process (GO): regulation of GTPase activity
Molecular function (GO): small GTPase binding; GTPase activator activity
Source: RefSeq, a predicted model, not a curated record